UCAGUCGGUAUUCAAGCGUCACUUCGUUUUAUUUCAUGGAGAUGUGAACGCAACUUCGAGCGUUUCAACAUGUGCCUUUGCCCAGAGGAAUUUGCUUUCCGUCGUCUCAAAUUGAGUCAUCCUUAUGCAAGUGCGUUUGCGACAUCGCCGUGGCUACCCCUUCCUUUGUUCCUCAUUUACCGCCUCAUCGCCGCCUUCUACUUUCUGUCAUGGUUGAUCUACAGUGGCUUUAGCGAUGGUAACUACUGGUUCAUUUUCCUUAGUAACUGGGUCCUUACCUUUGUAACCGCUUACUUUCUGCUUGCCAUGUUCAUUACUACCCACUAUUGCUGCGGAUCUGGAGUCGAAGAUGACCCGGCUGGCUACGGACCUCGCCGUUUCAAGUCGGAAACCUACAUCGUGGGAUUGUCUUCCGAAGAUGAAAACGAGACCGAAGACGAAGGGACAUCCUAUGCCACUAAAGAAGAUGAUGAAGACGGGCUGAGCUGGCCACAGAAGGUAUUGUGGGUACUUUUCGACAUAGGAAGUGUUACUUCGCUGGUAAUCACCAUUUUCUAUUGGUCAACGCUGUACCCUGUAAAAGGUGGAGCAAUCGAUGGUUUGAACAUAAACGAACAUAUUUUAGCUGCCGUUUUUAUGCUGAUAGAAGUCGUAUUUAGUAAUAUUCCCAUCCGUCUGCUGCAUUUUUUCUAUCCUCAUGCGUUUUCUUCGAUCUACGUGCUUUUCAGCGUGAUUUACUGGGGCGCUGGGGGAAAGAAUAAGGAAGGCCUGAAUUACAUAUACCAGAUCAUUGAUUACGAAAAAGAACCAGGUCGUGCCAUUUUUAUGGUGUUCUUCUUGUUAAUUGUAACGCAAACAAUGGUGCAUUUGUUCCUCUUCAUAUUGUUCAGAUUUAGGGCGUGGCUUAUAUCUAAACUCCAAUGAACCCAAGUAAAGUAUGGUUAUCAUUGAACGUUAAGAGGACUUGCAAAACGUAAAGAACGUUGUAAAGCUCAGUGAGACGCAAAGUCUGCCAUAUGUUAAGUUGCUAAAAAUACAACCACUUUUAAGAGAAGAACUGUCCAGAGAAUAAUCUCUCGAGAACUGUAUAAUAAACACAUAAGUGUCUCACCCGAGGAAAAUUGAUCAAGAAAAUGUUGGUCGCAUUAUUUUCCCUUGAAUGAAUUCACAAAUUCUGCCGAAAGUGGGACGAUAAAGUAUCUUGCUUACUAGCGGGUUCUCUAAGGUGAUAUUAAGUUGUUCUUAAUCCUUUAAAUCCUAAGAGUGAUUAGCAUCUAAUUUCUUCCUACAAUAUCUGACCCCUGAAUCACACAUUAAGGUCAUGAGAGUAAAGGAAAUGGUCACUAGGGAAAGAUCCUUCUGAUUGGCAAACAAAUUCUCUCUGUCAGCACCUUAGGAAAUGUAUAAAGAACAGUGUGGAGAAUAUGCAUUCUGAUGUUGGGGCGUAAAAGGUUAAGUCAAUGUGCUGCUCCCUUACAAGCACUGCAAUAGCUCCCCUGUAUCACGUGUCUUAAUCAAUUUUUGCCGAAAAAAAAUUAACCUUGCAUGCAAAAUCAGUAAGUGGAUUAAAAAAGAAAUACUCGUUAACUUGUUUUUUUAAACGUUGUCAAGCUUUUUUAUCGCUUUUUAGUUAAUUAAACAUGCAUUUCAUUCCGAGUAAGAAAUUUUCGUAAGCAUUUUUUCGCUGUAACACUUUAACUCCCAAGAUCUCAUUAGUAAUUCUCCUUACUGUCUGCCAUACAGUUAUUGUGAUGAUUGUUUGGAGAAUUUGGUAUUGGAUCAACUUAUAAUCCCCU
This is a messenger RNA of Pocillopora damicornis (cauliflower coral), 1796 nucleotides long. RefSeq lists its product as uncharacterized. The record is from RefSeq and is a predicted model, not a curated record. Gene Ontology annotation, cellular component: membrane. Lineage: Eukaryota; Metazoa; Cnidaria; Anthozoa; Scleractinia; Pocilloporidae.